Leptopilina heterotoma is the source of this 906-nucleotide messenger RNA. RefSeq lists its product as uncharacterized. Gene Ontology annotation, biological process: regulation of transcription by RNA polymerase II. The record is from RefSeq and is a predicted model, not a curated record. The transcript is spliced from 5 exons. The coding region runs from base 1 to 906 and encodes 301 amino acids. NCBI's taxonomy places the organism in Eukaryota, Metazoa, Arthropoda, Insecta, Hymenoptera, Figitidae. Gene Ontology annotation, cellular component: transcription regulator complex; nucleus.
AUGUGUGCAUUAAAUCCCGUGCUCACACUUGUCCCAGACAAGUGUCUUGAGAUUACAGGAAUAACUAAUCACGCUGUUAGAACAAUGGGAACCAUUCAGUUAACUAUCGAUAAUGUUCCGGCGAAGCAUAAGUGUGGAUAUUGUGGAAAAUCGAUAAACAAUAUACAUAACAUUUGGAAUCAUUUAUGCUUCAAAAAUUAUGAUGAAGAUACACAUUACAUUAAAAUCGAUGAUAAUCAUAUUGUUACCAUGAUUAGUCAAGAGGCUACUAGUACUAAUGGAGUUAAUGGAAACAGUUUUGAGUGGAACGAAGAAUGGGAUGAAUCACUAAUAACAGCAGUGUCGCAAAGGCCUGCUCUGUAUAAUUAUCUCUUGCCCGUGAAAGAACGAUCUCAGUUAAAAUUAAAUGAUUUGUGGAAUGAAAUUCACAAUACAUUAGGUGUUUCAUCAGUAAAUAUUAUAAAAGAUAGAUGGAAAAAACUUCGAGCUUUAUAUAUGGCGGAAAAAUCAGAGCGAAAUGUAUACAUUCCGAGUGGUUCAGCAGCAUCAAAAAAAAAGAGGGACAAUAAGAAUGGAUUUCAAUUAUUUGAAGUAAUGAAAUUUCUUAAUGUGUCCAAACCUACCAGGACAUUGAGUACUUUCUCAUCUGGUUCUGAUGAUGAUAACGACGUUAAGGUUGAAAUAAAACAAAAAAGAAAGAAGAAACUUACAAGAAAUAGUUCUGUAUGGUCUACUCAGUAUUAUCAAACUCUUCUAAAAUCAGUUACUUCAGAAGAAAAGAUUAUUGCUCCAUGUCCAGUUUAUUCUUUGCUUCCAAUAUUUAAAAAAUUGAAAAAACAAAAACAAGUUCAUGUUGCAAAUUUAUUUCAACAAAUACUAAUGGAAGAAUUAGAUAAUCAAUCGUAG